AUGCAGCGGGUACGGCUCCUGGUGUGCGCAGACCGCCUGCUGUGGACGGCGCGCAGGUAUCUUAUGAGGCGGAGUAAGACGGCGCUAAGGGGCCAUGCAAUGUCGUCAGGCGACUGCGGCUUUGUCGUACGGGAGGCGAUUGCGCCGGAGAUGGUAACUAUUGAGAUUCUGCCCGCUGCGGAGGAACACUGUUGUGGCCAUGCAGGCGGUGGUGGCGGCAACACUAGUGGUGGUGUGAGCAGCGGUAACGUGAACUCUCACAGCCGCGAUGAGGAGACGAGUUGGCGCAGCGCUUGGAGUGCCACACACGUGGCAGGGAGUCAAUUGCAGCAGAAGCACUACUGGGAUGUCACGAGCAUUGACAACUUUGCGAAGAGCCGUGUACUCAACUACGUCCGUCGCACAGGGAAUCGCUCUGCGGGCGUGUUUGAGGUAAGUGCAGAGCAGAUGUUAGGGCGGACGGUGUACCGUGCACGGUGCAAAUUACUUCUCCCACCACCGCACCACUUCUACGUGGCGGAGGGUGUUGGGGAGGAUGAGAAGGACGCGGAGCUGCUGGCUGCGAUGCAUGCGGAGCGGGUGUGUGAUGCAUUAGGUGUUCCGCUAUUCCGACUGCCGUCGAUGCAGCAGAAGUACGCGGAGAAUGUUCGGCGGCAAGGCCGUUACGCGCCGAUGCCCGGUGAUCCAAUUAAACCAGAGAACACCAUCGCCCCGCCACCGCUGCGUAUGCUGGCGACAGCACCCGAGAGAAGUGGUGCCUCCGCGACGGACGCCGUUGAAGCUUCAACCGUGUUUUCCACCACCAUCACGGAGGCAGAGAUCAUCACUGAUACGAGUGUGAUGGGCAAAGGUCGUGGCUGCACGUCCAAGCAGUCACUGGAACACGUGUCACCGCUUGCGGCUCCCACAAAUCCCAUUGAUACCACCGCAACUGACACAAAGGCGGCCAUAGAUGCCGAUCAGGCAGACAUUAGUGGGGAGCCACCGUAUCAUGCCACGGUGCACUACCCGUGGCAUUUUUUUGCUGCGUCGAGCAGCCAUGGGGGAGAUGCGGCGGCAGGAAGAGGAACGACAACAACGGCGAUGGGCGGAGCAACAGCAGCAGCCAACACCGUUCCCUUUGACCCAACGGAGGGUGGCAUGUGGCAGAUGGUGAAUACGAACUCCACACGGUGUUCCCCCUCGCAGGAUGCCCUGUUACUUCCGUGUGUGUACGAGACGGCGGCGUACGAGCGGUUGAAGGACCACUUUCUGCAUCAAGGCAUGUCACUAAAGGACCACAUCACUCUUUCUCACGUGGCGGUGCCUGGUCACUCCGCCAGAAUGUAUGUGGCAAAGCUGCGCCUUCAUGAUGGCAUCGUUGCCCUUGGGAAGGCACAAACAAAAGAGUGUGCGGAACACCUUGCCACGAUGCAUGCGGAGUUGUUGUUGGACGCGCUUGCGCGCCCUUUGUUUCCACAAGAUGACGCGCGUCAGGCGAGACAUGCGGCGAUGGUCGAAAGGUUUGGUCGAUGGGCACCGAACCCAAUCACCGGUGAUAUGCAGCACCCGCGGCCGCAUGACGCGCUCCCGCUCCCGCUGAAGCAACAGGUGGGUGGCGAUGAGGUCUGGCUUGACCCGCAAAUGCUGCGGCGCUACAAUUAUCAGCGUAGUCUCGGGGAACGUCUCAUUUCAGCACACAAUGAGUUAAAUAAUUACUGUGGUGAUUACAUUGAGUCCAAUCCUGAUCCAGACCUUCUUGCUGAGGCACGGAAAGCUUUGGAGGCGUGGCAGCGUGAGGUCGCCCGCAAUCCACACCCUGAUCUAUUCGUUAUCACACGUAUGGGCGAGCAGUUCCGUGCCAGCACACUACUGCCAGUGCCUAAAGAAUUUGGUGUUCGCGGCGGCAAUGCGGUGGGCAAGACGAUGGAGCAGGCUAUGGAUCUCUGCGCUUUGCACGCGGUGGAUACACUCUGCGCACUUGGUAUUCCGCUCUUUGCGAACUCCUCGCGGCAGCAUACUUUUUUGGAGCAGAGAAGACGCAUGGGCCUGGUAACGAUGGAAGACAUGACGAAGCUGUCGUCAAGCAACGGGCUUGUCGCCAUUCUGGCCCCAUCGUUGGCGGAGGCAGCAUCCAAAGCUCCAUCGCAGGAGAUAAAGACACGACCGCCGUACCUUCCCGGGUACAUGGUUGAGGGCAACCAACCACGUCCACUGCCGCACAUUAGUGACACACUAUGCAUUUUACAGCUUCGUAUCCCCGAAGACUUUGACGUGUACGGCGAGAAACUGAGCGAUGAGGCCAUCAUUGAGGCAGGUAACGAGGCAAAGGUGUGCGUGCAGAACUACCUGCGCCACCAUCUUCCCAAGAACAGCAACGUGAAUGCGUCUGUGUACAUUACUGGUUACGGUAGACAAGUGAGUGUUCACAACAUCGCGUAUCUGCCGCUUGUGCUACCCAAGAAGGGUCGUUCCGCCCCUGAAGAGGCGACAAAUGCAAAGCGAAAGAAGAAGAAAUCCAACAACGCCACCGUGGAUGCCUCAGAAGGGGCUGAGAGGGCUCAAGGAGAUGACAUCACAUCAUCUUUUGCUGCUGCCGUCACGAGCAAUGACACCAGUGAUAAUAAUAGCGAUAACCAUGGUGAUUGUGUUGCGGCCAUCACACAGUCGCACAAUGUUGAGGACGCGGAGGACAGCGUGAAGAAGCCUACGGAGCGUUUAUUGGCUGUUGGUAUCUCGCUCAAGAAGAAGGAUGCAGAGAGGAUGUGCUAUCUCCAUGCUGUGGAACUACUCCGCAGCGUGGGUCAAGACGUGCUCUCCAACUACCGAGUAGGACUCCCGCGCCGCAAACAGCCACCUCCAACACCACAGCCAUUUACCACGUCAAAGCUAAGCCAUCCAGGUGGUGGUGAAGCGAUCACCGCGAAUGAUGACGGUAACGGCAUCGCUAGGGACAGUUCACAGCUAGAUAAGAUGACGCCCAAGAGCCCCACAGCGCCCCGGCCAUAUAUUCACAGGAUCAUGAUGCAGUUUAUUACUAGUGGACGGCAUUACACGCCUCCAAAACGGCGUUUUCAACCCAGCCCCAACUCGCCUUUUUGA
Trypanosoma rangeli is the source of this 3081-nucleotide messenger RNA. RefSeq lists its product as uncharacterized. The coding region runs from base 1 to 3081 and encodes 1026 amino acids. The record is from RefSeq and is a predicted model, not a curated record. Lineage: Eukaryota; Euglenozoa; Kinetoplastea; Trypanosomatida; Trypanosomatidae. The transcript has a single exon.